This is a messenger RNA of Brassica oleracea var. oleracea, 2500 nucleotides long. Its product is annotated as methyltransferase-like protein 13. The coding region runs from base 60 to 2345 and encodes 761 amino acids. Gene Ontology annotation, molecular function: S-adenosylmethionine-dependent methyltransferase activity. NCBI's taxonomy places the organism in Eukaryota, Viridiplantae, Streptophyta, Magnoliopsida, Brassicales, Brassicaceae. The transcript has 16 exons. The record is from RefSeq and is a predicted model, not a curated record.
UCAGCGAGAUAGAUACAACUUAGGGGUUUUGGGGACUUAAGGUUGAUUCAAUCGCAGCCAUGGGGAAGAAGAAAGGCACCAGCAAAGCAGACGCAGCGGAUGACGUCCUACAAACACUCGAAGACUUCACCAGCAAAGAGAAUUGGGACAAGUUCUUCACUCUCCGAGGCAGCGACGACUCGUUCGAGUGGUACGCUGAGUGGCCUCAGCUCCGCGACUCGCUUCUGCCUCUCCUCCGAGCCUCCUCGCCCUCCUCUUCUUCUUCUGGUUCGCUUCAGAUUCUGGUUCCGGGAUGCGGAAACUCCCGCCUCUCCGAGCAUUUGUACGACGCGGGGCUCCGUGACGUCACCAAUGUGGACUUCUCCAAGGUUGUUAUCUCCGAUAUGCUUCGACGGAACAUAAGGAGUAGGCCUGAGAUGCGGUGGCGUGUUAUGGACAUUACAAAGAUGCAGUUGGGUGAUGAGUCUUUUGAUACGGUGCUGGAUAAAGGUGCUCUUGAUGCUUUGAUGGAGCCUGAAGUUGGUACCAAGCUGGGAAGCCAAUACUUAUCAGAGGCUAAGCGUGUUCUCAAACCUGGGGGAAAGUUUAUCUGUUUAACGUUGGCAGAGUCUCAUGUAUUAGCAUUGCUUUUCUCAAGCUUUCGUUUUGGUUGGAAGUUGACUGUUCAUUCAAUCUCUCAAAAACGUUCGAGUCUUAAGACUUUUAUGGUUGUGGCUGAGAAAGAAAAGUCCACUGUCUUGCAUGAGAUAACAUCUUCUUUCGAUCUUUUAUCUCUUGGCCGCAAUGAUGCUCAGGGUUCUGGUAUGUGUGAAGCCCUUGAAAGUGAGAACGAGAUACGUAGAGACUGCAACAAUGGAUCAGACUUGUUGUACUCUCAUGAAGAUUUGAUACUUGGUGUCAAAGGAGAUUUAGCUGAGCUUACUGGAGGUCGUCGUGUAAAAUUUACUUUAGGAAGCAAUUUCAGUUAUAGGGCCGUGCUUCUUGAUGCUCAGAAGCAGACCGAGCCGUUCGUGUAUCAUUGUGGUGUUUUCCUUGUCCCUAAGACUCGUGCUCAUGAGUGGCUGUUGUGUUCAGAGGAAGGACAGUGGCAGGUUGUUGAGAGUUCUAGGGCCGCUCGUCUCAUAAUGGUUUAUCUGGACAGUAGCCAUAAUGGCGUCAGCAUGGAGGAUAUCCAGAAUGAUUUAUCUCCCAUGGUGACACAACUAGCUCCUAGAAACGAUGAUGAGGCAGCUCGCAUUCCGUAUAUGAUGGCAAGUGAUGGGAUCAAAAAGCGUAAUACUAUCCACGAGGUGACGUCUUCCUUGACUGGGGAAGUUGUGGUUGAAGAUGUGGUUUAUGAAAGCAGUUCUAGUAAUACCGGAGGCUUAUCUCCUUCUGCUGAUUUGGCAUUUAGACGCCUUGUAUUCAAAAGAACCGAGUAUUUGAUACAGUCUGAAGCCUUGCUUGUAGAGGAUGGUGAGAUUGUUGAUGAAUCUCAAACAGAGAAAACUAAAACUGCUUCCCAAUCAAAACGGAAAGGAAAUAAAAAACGAAACCAAGAAACGAGCGGACCCAUUAUGAAGGUCUCUCAUGAUUAUUUGGCUAGCUCUUACCACGCUGGAAUUAUUUCUGGAUUCACAUUGGUAUCUUCCUAUCUGAAGAAGUCUGAAUCGAGUGGAAAGAUGGUUAAGACUGUUAUAAUUGGUCUUGGAGCUGGAUUACUUCCCAUGUUCCUCCAUGGAUGCUUUCCAUUUUUUGAUAUCGAGGCGGUUGAGCUUGACCCGGUAAUGCUUGACGUUGGCAAGGAUUACUUUGGUUUCACACAAACUGAUCGCUUGAAGGUGCAUAUUGCUGAUGGAAUCAAAUACAUUAGAGACGUAACAAACCCUGAAUCUUCUUCCGAGAAAGCGUCGGACGCUGUCUCUAAAACAGAGAUCACUAGUUCCAAUAAUGCGGAAGGCAGCACUUGUCCUGACAUCUUGAUUAUAGAUGUUGAUUCAGCAGAUUCAAGCGGUGGAUUAACCUGUCCUGCAUCUGAGUUUAUUGAAGAGACAUUUCUUCUCUCAGUUAAGCGUGCUCUUCCUCAGCAUGGUCUUUUUGUAGUGAACUUGGUUUCAAGGUCACAAUCCGUCAAAGAUAUGGUUGUAUCAAGAAUGAAAAAGGUUUUCGAUCGCUUGUUUAGCCUGCAACUAGAAGAGGAAGAUGAUGUAAACGUCGUGCUGUUUGGGCUCUGCUCUGAAUCUGUAAUCGGAGAGAGCGAUAUUCCAGAGUCUGCAGUUAUACUUGAGGAACUGCUCAAGUGCCAGAGAUUGGAAACGAAGCAAAGCAUCAUCGACUCUACAAACAAGUUGAAAUGCUGGAAAUGAAUCUACAGCAUUUCAACUUGUUUGAAAACAAGCUUGUCUUUAGCUGUUUUAAAAAGGAUUCUUUCAUGUUAGACGUGCUGUUUGAAUUUUUUUUGAGCUUACUGAAGAUUAUACUUGUGUAAUAGUUUCUUCCUUAAACACAAGUGGAAAAUGAA